Molecule: messenger RNA, 1257 nt
Organism: Trachymyrmex cornetzi
Lineage: Eukaryota; Metazoa; Arthropoda; Insecta; Hymenoptera; Formicidae
Exons: 4
Coding region: 453-923 (156 amino acids)
Source: RefSeq, a predicted model, not a curated record
UAAAAACCAAGUCGAGCCAGAUCUCGCGCGGUCGCUGAACGCCAACAGAUGAGGACCUACUGCCGUCGGUCAGCGAUGACGGUGUUCAACUAAAGUCCAUCGAUCACCCUCAAAUCUUCGGCGAGGGUGAGAUCGAGGUCUGUACGACGACGAGCCGUGAAUUGCCUUGGCAACCAGCCGUCAAAACAUUGUGUACGUUAAUAACGUCGACGAAGUGCGAUCGUGAGAGCCGUCCGGCCAGUCACUCGGUGCCCUGUGAAUCAUUCUACCCUGCGACGACGACCGCGACGACGUUGGACAAUCGGUUGGGAACGAUUGGAGAACGUCGGGUCCGCGACUGAAAUGGUCUCCGGCGUGAAAUCCGCUCGGUAUCAUCAUAAUCCGGGAUGUAGAAGCUGACGUCAACGAGAGUGCGACUCCAUCGGGAACCAACGCCUCCGGGUCGCCGAAGCAUGAACGUAGGGAAUCCCCGGAUCGUUUGUCUCGCGCUCACCGUCAUCGCCUUCUUCCAGAGAGGGUGGGCCAUUGACUGUUUCAAGUGUGUCUCGAUCGAUGGCGACAACAAACCCUGCGAUGACCCAUUUCACAACAAUGGGAGCCGCGCUUUCUUGGAGUCGCCCUGCUUAGGGGGUAGGAAAGGCCGGGAUGGCCUCUUCCCAGCGACUGCUUGUCUCAAGAUUGCCGGUGUAUAUGAUGAAUCCGGUGUGACCUUGAUGGUGAGGGGUUGCGCAUUGGACAGUGGAACCCUGACAACGGACUCCGAGAUUAUCAGAAUGUCCCACUGCGGUGGUUUCUACUUCGACGACAAAUACGUUCGCGGAUGUGUGCAAUCUUGCAGCGAUGCGGACGCGUGCAACGCGUCGUCGAGGAAUCUUGCACCGCUGAUCGUCCUUGUAUUGCCGAUUCUCGUGGGACUCGCGUGAUCCAUUUACACUCCACGACGCGAGUGCGAUCAGACGUUUUUUUUUCGAGAACUGGACGAUUUGGGUUGCAAACUUCAUUGUUAAUGCUGAAAAUCUAUAGUACACGUUAUGAGCAUUAUAGAUUUUCAGCACUAACAAUGAAUGCAGGAUUAGAAGAGAUCGACGGACGACAUUGAGAGAUUACAACAGCGAGCGCGUUGUAAUGGUUAUUAACGAUGAUCUUUCUCAUUAAAUCUUAUAAUACGAUGCAUUAAGCAGACCACAUAGUGAAUAUACUGCCAGAUUUUGAUUAAUAAGCUAUAGUUUCUCUCAUUAUUUUCAAGCAGCAAUCCAC